Molecule: messenger RNA, 1087 nt
Organism: Tricharina praecox
Lineage: Eukaryota; Fungi; Ascomycota; Pezizomycetes; Pezizales; Pyronemataceae
Exons: 2
Coding region: 424-759 (111 amino acids)
Source: RefSeq, a predicted model, not a curated record
CGGACAUCGCGGUUUGUACACCUCGACCUUUCGAGUUGGUGCCGAGCAGGCUGGGCAGUGGAUUGGUCUUGCCAUCUCCUCCGCCCACUAGAUUACCCUCAGGAUCCCCAGCUUGGAGCUCGAGAAUGCCAUACCUAGACCAUGGGAACGCCUGGGCGCCUGUCUUGCUUGGGGGAGGCAAGGACCUCAUGCGUCAAGUCAGCCUUGUCCAUUGGGAUGGUGGAUUGCAUUCAUGUUUGGUUCCCACCGCCAGAUUGAUGUCCCGAAUCCUCACAUUUGGAGGCGCCAGCGAGAUCCUGGAGGACACAACAGGGACGAACCGAGCUGCUGGACCGCGAGGACCGAGAGGGAGGUCUUGGUCCGGGGUUUGUUUCUCAGUAUGUACCGGUAUUUCGAUGGUUACCUAUCGUUAUCCGAUCCUUUAUGAUGGUUAUUAGUUGUGGCCUGCUGAUAUUUGAUUCCGUGGCUGGUGGAAAUGUUAAGCUUCUCGAAUCCCUCCCACGAGUUCAUCCGUCCCAUGAUCAUCUUUCUCUCCACCGUGCUUGUAAAUAUUCCUUAUUGCCGUUUCAUAGGUACAUUCUCGGGUCCCGUCGAUACGCAUACGAGGCGGCUGUGGCGGAGUGUACCUUGGUAGUUUCACGAUCUUCCAUCGAUUCCCGAAAGACACGGUACGAUAGAGAGCAUGGGCGGCUAUUCCGAGGAGUAUGUAGGGUAUUUUUUUUUGGUUGGUUAGAGAACCCGGGUCUCCGGGGGGGAUAAAACGCCACACACUGGGAAUGCGGCUGGUGUAUGCAGGGGCUGGUGUUUUACCGGCUGCGCCACAUCUGCGGCCACUGUUGGUGUUCUAUCGAGGACGAGGCGUAGCCGUGGUGCAAGUGGAAGUAAUUGGUUGGCGAAUUCGCGGGCUCAGUCGGAGGGGGAGUGUGUGGAGAUGGUAUGUAGCUACAUCGUGAACCGUGAUUACAUCGCAGUGCUGGGUAAUAAGGCUGUGUACAUACCCAGCUGGAGGAUCAACGCUGCCCCAUUCAGCAUGCACACCGGCGGCUCGAUGUCGAACCCCCGUGGCAAACUUGGACACGUGCUUUCC